This is a messenger RNA of Cercocebus atys (sooty mangabey), 7322 nucleotides long. RefSeq names its product G protein-coupled receptor 135 (gene GPR135). The coding region runs from base 2868 to 4367 and encodes 499 amino acids. The record is from RefSeq and is a predicted model, not a curated record. Gene Ontology annotation, cellular component: membrane. Gene Ontology annotation, biological process: G protein-coupled receptor signaling pathway. NCBI's taxonomy places the organism in Eukaryota, Metazoa, Chordata, Mammalia, Primates, Cercopithecidae. The transcript has a single exon. Gene Ontology annotation, molecular function: G protein-coupled receptor activity.
CCACCGCGCCCGGCCGACGAAGAAUUUUUUUUAAGAGCAUUAUGCCUAUCUGCCUACAAUGUAGGGACUGGAUGUGGGAAGACCAGUUAGGACAACAGUGACAACAGUAGUCCAAAGAGAGGAUGAGAGCCAAGAUUCAGGAUGGAGGAGGUGAAUGGAUGCAAAGAUAGUCUGAAACUAAAAUCCAUAGGUCUUGGUUGAUGAAUUGGAUGUGGACUGGUGGUAAGGAGGAGGGAUUUAUCAAGGAAAACUCUUAAGUUUUUGGCUUAAAAGCUAGAAGGAUGGUUCUACCAUAUUCUGAGAUACAGAGUGUUAAGGACCAAGUUUUUCAGGGGAAGUAGGAAGAGGAUCAUGCACCCAUUUGAUACACCACUGGCACAUGAUGCCAAGUAGCAUGGCAUGUAGGUUGGGGCCGCAGACAUAAUUUGAGUAAUGAAUAUAUAGAUAAUCUUUCAAGUCCCAGAUGUGAGUGAGAUGGGGCUGAGGGGGGAGUCCAGAGGAGCCGAGAACAGGGCUUUGAUGAACUCCAGCAUGUAAAGGCAGGUGGAAGAUGAUGAAAUGGCAGAGGAGAGGACACUGAGAAAGAUGAGGAAGGAAGGAACCAGGAGAGUGCAGUCCUUCUGGUACUUCUGAACCAUGCACUUGCUCACAGCCCUCCCUUGUGGUAUGGCCCCUCCUCCCCUGAUGAAGUUUAGUCUCCAGAGCAUGGCCUACAAGGCCCAUCAUAAGGCGGCCCCAAUACACUUUGAUCAUUUAUUUCCUUCUUCACUCCCCAUCUCCAAUAUCCUAGAAUUCAGACACUGAUCAUUUCAACACUAACCUCAAGACUUUGCACAUGCAUCAAAUGUUCUUCCCCUUUCUUCUUUUUUUAAAAAGUCUAAUGUCACCUCUUGUACAAAGUCUUCGUCAGGAAGAGUUAGUUACCUCCAAAUAAUUUCACUCACAUAUUUUUAAGACAAUAUUUAGCACACUGUAAUAUACUGUGUUGGCCUGUGACUUAAGCUUAUUUGGGCUGGGUUUCCUAUCUUAUUUGUUGUUUUCUAAAACUAAGCACAAUCUUAGAAGAUUGUGUUUGCUAAAUAAAUUAAUGUAUGAUAAUUAUAUUUUUGUCUUGACAAAAUUAAGAUGAAAUCAGUCUAGAUUAAGCUGGGGUUGAUAGAUCCCAAGAGGACAUUUGGCAAUAUCUGAAGACAUUUUUAGUUGUCACAGCUGGGGGAGGUGCUACUGGCAUCUCGUAGGUAGGGGCUAGGGAUGCUGCUGAACAUCCUACAGUGUAUAGAUGGCCCCUGCAAUAAAGAAUUAUCUGGCCCAAAAAGUCCAUGACGCUGAGGCUGAGAAACUCAGUUUUGGUUUGCCACCUUAAAUGUUCUUCUAUUUCUACUGUAAAUUUCCUGUAGGAUAUUUUUUCUGAAUGAAGUAAGCACUCCCAAUACUAACCAUUGAUGCUAAGACCUACAAAUGUACUAGUCGUUCUGUAGAGCAGUGUUUCUCAAAUUUGUGCAUCAGAAUCACUGGGAGGGCUUGUUAAAACAUAGGUGCCUGGGCCCCACCACAGGAGUUUCAGUAGAUCAGGGGUAUCCUAUGCACUGUAGGCCUGAUAAUAUGUAUCUCUCAAGGUUUCCAGGGGAUGUUGAUGCUGCUGGUCCAAUGUCCAUACUCUGAACCACUGCUUUAGAGAAGAGCCUAGGGUCAGUUAACCUGAAGGUUUAUCACACUUUUCCCCAUUACGGGCUAUGCCCAGAAACUUGAGAUGCAACUUCCCCGGGUAGCCCUGCCUUUCUUUUCCCUGUAUCUCCCAGCCAGAUACCUGGAGCUGCAUCUGUGAUGAUUGCCAGGCUGGCAGCAUCUUAGACUCAAAACACACCCCAUUCCUGAGAACAGAUGAAGGCUGCUAGCAGGGCAAGGCACCAAUCCCUUUCCCUCCAUUUAUCAGCCAGUAGGGGCCUGAGGUCCAGGCCCAUGGAAAUGAAGUAACAUGUAAAGAAGAUGCAUAUCCUAGCUCCUCAGAGCACCUGUAUCAGAAUCACCUAGAGGGUUUAGAGUCAUGGGCCCAUCCUCAGUAAUUCUGUCAGCCAGGGAAUCUGCAUUUUAUGAAGCUCUUGACAUCAGUGGUUCUCAAAGUGUGGUCCUGGAACCAGCAUCAUCAUCAUCAUCGGCGAGCCCCUUAGAGAUACAAAUUCUUGGGCACUUCCCCAGACUUAUCCAAAACACUGGGGUUGAGACCUUGUCACUUGUAUUUUAACACACCCUCUAUGUGAAUUUUCUGUUAGCUCAAGUUUGAGAAUUAUUGGUUUAAAUUAGUCGACUUCUCAAGUUGAAGAUGUCUGGAUGUAGACUUCUGGAUUUUUCUUUCACUUCACGUUCUAGAUUCCUUUCCCACCUGUAUAUACCAAAAGCACCCACAGGAAGCAAAGCACCCCCCACCCGCUCCCCAAAAGGCCUGCCUGUAGAACAUUUGUACCCUACAAAAGAGAGCAAGAGUGAACUUUCGCUGAAUGUGGUCAUUGGUUUGCAUGCCACUCGCGCUUUAUCUGGCCAGACAGUGGUCCCUGAGGAGGUAGACCUGGCACUCUCGGAAACGCGAAGCCCCCGGCCGGUAACCUCCGGAGGGGCAGUGUCAUGGGCCGGCUUUGCAGCGGGUACUGGGUUGGCGUCCCGCCCCGCGCUCCUGCGUAAACACGCGGUUCCCUCGGCAACGCUCUGAACCCACGUCAAAGGCUCCGCCGGGUCCCCAGAGACCGCCACCCCUCCGGCCGAGCCCAGCUCCCCGCAGCGGCCGCUAGCCCCCGGCCCUGAACCACCCCUCCGACCUAGCGGCCGCCGCCCCCGCUGCGGGAUGACCAGAUCCGCGGCCGCCACUGGGCCCCAUGGAGGAGCCGCCGCCGCCACCGGCCCGCUCACCAGCGAGCAUGGCCUUACUGGGCAGCCCGCACCCCGGCGCCCCCUCCGCGGCCGGCCCGCCUGGCGGGACUUCCUCCGCGGCCACGGCAGCCGUGGUCUCCUUCAGCACCGUGGCGACCGCGGCGGCCGCGGCGCUGGGGAACCUGAGCGACGCAAGCGGAGGCGGCACAGCUGCCGCUCCCGGUGGCGGCGGCCUUGGCGGGUCCGGGGCAGCGCGGGAGGCGGGGGCGGCGGUGAGGCAGCUCCUGAGCUCGGAGGCGGCGCCGCUGCUGUCGCACGGAGCUGCGGUGGCGGCCCAGGCGCUCGUCCUCUUGCUCAUCUUCCUGCUGUCUAGCCUGGGCAACUGCGCGGUGAUGGGGGUGAUCGUGAAGCACCGGCAGCUCCGCACCGUCACCAACGCCUUCAUCCUGUCGCUGUCCCUAUCGGAUCUGCUCACGGCGCUGCUCUGCCUGCCCGCCGCCUUCCUGGACCUCUUUACGCCGCCCGGGGGCUCGGCGCCUGCCGCCGCCGCGGGGCCCUGGCGCGGCUUCUGCGCCGCCAGCCGCUUCUUCAGCUCGUGCUUCGGCAUCGUGUCCACGCUCAGCGUGGCGCUCAUCUCGUUGGACCGCUACUGCGCCAUCGUGCGGCCGCCGCGGGAGAAGAUCGGUCGCCACCGCGCUCUGCAGCUGCUGGCGGGCGCCUGGCUGGCGGCCCUGGGCUUCUCCUUGCCCUGGGAGCUGCUUGGGGCUCCCCGGGAACUCGCGGCGGCGCAGAGCUUCCACAGCUGCCUCUACCGGACCUCUCCGGAUCCCGCGCAGCUGGGCGCGGCCUUCAGCGUGGGGCUGGUGGUGGCUUGCUAUCUGCUGCCCUUCCUGCUCAUGUGCUUCUGCCACUACCACAUCUGCAAGACCGUGCGCCUGUCGGACGUGCGCGUGCGGCCCGUGAACACCUACGCGCGCGUGCUGCGCUUCUUCAGUGAGGUGCGCACGGCCACCACCGUGCUCAUCAUGAUCGUCUUAGUCAUCUGCUGCUGGGGGCCCUACUGCUUCCUGGUGCUGCUGGCAGCCGCCCGGCAGGCCCAGACAGUGCAGGCCCCCUCGCUCCUCAACGUGGUGGCGGUCUGGCUGACCUGGGCCAAUGGGGCCAUCAACCCUGUCAUCUACGCCAUCCGCAAUCCCAACAUUUCGAUGCUCCUAGGGCGCAACCGCGAGGAGGGCUACCGGACUAGGAAUGUGGACGCUUUCCUGCCUAGCCAGGGCCCGGGUCUGCAAGCCAGAAGCCGCAAUCGCCUUCGAAACCGCUAUGCCAACCGGCUGGGGGCCUGCAGCUGGGUGUCCUCUUCCAACCCGGCCAGUGGAGUGGGAGGGGACAUGGCCAUGUGGGCCCGCAAAAAUCCGGUUGUACUUUUCUGCCGAGAGGGUCCACCAGAGCCUGUGACGGCAGCGACCAAACAGCCUAAAUCCGAAACUGGGGAUACCAGCCUCUAAGACGGUUGGGAUGGCCAGCUUAUGAAGGCAAAUUUCCACUCGCAUUAUUUAAUGACGGAAGAUUCUGGGGGAAGUCGUGGAUUUCAUAAAACCAAACAUUUAAAGCUGGAGACGGGGGAGGCUUACCACUUUCCCCAAACAACAUAAAAAACAAUGUCCCUUCUUCAAAAGUGCCAAAAGGAAUGUAAAAUGCAAAAAUUAAAACAAUCUUAAACCACAUAACCAAGCAUUGUGAACUGUAAGUGCCAAAAAUGACAAAAAUAACAUUCACUAUAACUGAAAAGCUCAUAUUACAGGACCACACUGUGAAACAAACAAAACAUUUAAUGCAGCUAGUAUUGUUCAACUACAUAGAAUUUCAGGAAUGAAUGGAGACCCUCAGAGCUGCUUGAAAGCCCCUCUAAAUCGCUAGCAUCCAACAAAACUGUAGUUUCUAGAGCUUGCACCUCUGACAUGCCUUGGGUGGUUAGAUUGCAAGUGGAAAAGUCUUAUCCUUACACACAUUGGUGCACUUCCUCACCCCACCCCCAAUAACCUUUGUGGAAAAUUGUUAAUUCAUUUAACCCAUUUAAAAUCAUUUUAGGAUUUUGAAAAAGUGGUUAUUAUUAGAUAAAAUUCAACCAUCUGAAGGACAAGUAGAAGUAUGAGCGUAUGAGCAUAAAUGUGUUUUAAAAAUGUUUUCCAAGAUUAUAUGUAAAAAUUAACAUUCCUUCCACCCGCAUCAUCUCUCCAAAAUGAUCUUCCUUGGAAAGCUUUGAAGCUUUAUCCUUACUCUAACAUGCUACUUUUAUUUCCGAUAAAUUUUGGGAUGCUGCUCAGAAGUCUUUUGAGGUAAAUUUGAUUUUUGGAUAUAGCCAAAAAUGUAAUUUGAAGUCAAGUUGAUUGAAUAAGGUGAGUCAUGCCACUUCAUUUAAAUUAUUAUUAUUUUUUUAAAUGAGACCUCUAUAAAGCCACAAGGUUGGGUUUCCUAUGUGGCUUUUAGCUAACUGAAAAUGAUUCCAAAGAGAAAUUCUGUAACUAUUUUGAGAAGCAGCCUCUUGGAAUUAGCAUAGACUUUUCCAAGAAGAUCAUACUCUUCUACAUUUAGAAAUUUGGUGUAUUUUAUGUUUUUAAAAAUAGCUGAUGGUUGCUUUAUAGCUAUGACUUGUCAAAGAUAAUGUAGUAUUAAAGGGAGAAUAGGUGUGGGACUAUAUGUAACAGGGUAUUAAAAACACAGGCAUAAAGUUGGAGAAGAACUUCAAGCAAACUGAAAAUAUCUUUAGAAAUAUGCAAAUCAAAGAUGCUUUUUAAAUUUCUAUCCUAGCAAAAAAGAUGGUUUUACAAUAAUUCAAAAACAUAAUUCAGGAUUUGUGUAGGUGAACUUUCUAAUGUUAAAUACAACUAUACACAGGAUCAUUUACUCAGAAUUUUUAAAAAUGUUAUUUUUCCCUCUUUCUUUCCCUCCAUCCUGCCCCUCUUUUCUUCAAUAUUUCAUAGCCUUAAUUGAACAAGUUAUUUACAGUAGAUGUGAAAAGACAUUAGCUGUCGUAUGAAGAUUUCAAUGUGAAAUAGCCAGCAUUUUCUUCCUGUAAAGUAUUUAAAUAUGUUUUUAAGUAUUUCUUUGUUUGACAGGUGGGUGCAUGUCAUUAUUUUGUAAUCAAAGGUGGAAAUAUAUGAUUCAUGUCAGAGCUAAAGAUGUUUUAAUUUUUUCUGCUUCUCAGUGUAUCAUCACAAAUCAGAAGUUUGUAAAUUGUGUAUAUUUUGCUACACUCGAUGUAGUACAAAGUAGAUGAGAUAAUCUCUCCCCUCUAGCCCUUAUUUUAUAAAGCAUAUACAGACUUCAUGCAGCUGUACUAACAAAAACAGGUAUCUGUAGUAUUUGCCUGUUAAAGGCAAAAAAAUGUGUAUUUUUUGGCACCGAGUCACUUUUGGGAUUUAGAGAGAAAUGAUAAAGUCUUCCAAUUAUAAAAGAUAUCAUAGAAUAGGAAGUACAGUUGUGAAUAAAGGGCAGAGAGAGAUCUUAGAGUAAGGAGGUGAACGUGUUGCAAAUUAGUGUGUUGCCUGGGAAGAAGAAUUGAAGGAAGGCAUUGAAAAAUAAACGUGAUAUAGAAAAAACCUACCUGGUGAGUGAAGGAAAAAUCUGAGAGAUUGGAAGUGACAAGGUGAUGGCAGGAAGAACUUUAAGGAAGAAAAGGAAUUCCAGCCCUACCUCUUCAGUGGCAGGAAGUUUUAGGAAAAGCAUGGCUUGUGAAAGAGACCAUUCUGUUAGUGGCUCUGAGAGUCAUGGUAGGCAAGAAUUAGAGGGGAAAAAGAGAAAGUUGUUCAUAAAUUACUGAACAAUUUACAAUGCUCUAAAUUGUUUGUUUUUAAUCCAAGGCUAUCCAACUAUUUAGUGGUAGAACUAGGAUUUGAACUGCAGUCCAUUUGGCCUCAGAACCCCAUGUUUUUUCUCUGUAUUCCCACAGAAGUCUACAGGUAAGGAAAUCAAGAAUAAUCACUUAUGGUACUGUCAUCAUUAUCAUCAUCAUGAUCAUCAUCUACCAUUUUUGUUUCCUACUUUCUAUAAGGGCAACUUCCUGGGAGCUAAGGCUACUAAAAGGUAGAAGCCACAGUACUCAUCUGCAGAGGGCUUACAGCCUCAGCAAGGACUUUGUGGCUUUGUAACAACAAUCAGCCAUAACAAGUUUACUUGUGGAGAAGAAAAGGUGUAGCAUUUUCAGAAGAGGCUAUCAAAGAAAAGAGAUGAACUUGGAAGCAAGAGAUAGGCAGGUAUAAGUCAGCCACCCAUUUGAUCCAGUGUAAAUAUUACAUAAUCAAUACCUCAAAAGGUGAAGAAAGAAUGAUUCUCAAAAUAAUCUAAGAGUUUGACCUUUCCAUCUGCUUACUAUGAGUAUGCAAUUAUAGUGACUUCAUGGGAAAAGGAGAAAGAAAAGCUAUGAAAUAAUGGAAUGGAUUAAAUAUUGAGUACUAUGUAAA